AAUUUCGCGUUCUUCUCCCUCGGCAGAGAGAGAGAGAGAGUCUUCUUCGCCGAUACAAAAAGUCUCUUGCUUUCUUCUUCUACUUCUCAGCCUUUUCAGACUCUCUCUCUCUCUCUCUUUCUCCACAUUCUCGAUCUUGCUCAUUGCGGUUGGCAGAUUUUGAAAUCUGAGGUUUUGUUAUUGACUGGAGAAUCUUCCGGUGAUUCAAUGACAACCACCGUCUCGCAGUUGUGACCUCUGUCUCCGUCGCCGUCUCCUUCUCUACCGCGAGUUCCGAUCACCUGAUUCCGCCGCUUUGUUAUCAGAUGGGAGGUCGCUGCUCUAAGUUCUCCUUCUGCUGGUUUCACUCUCACUUCAAAGCCUCUUCGGUGCUCGAAUCCUCGGAUCUCGAAAAUGGAGGGGAAAAUGCGAAGAAAUCGUGGCCGAGUUUCAAGGAAUUCCGCUUGGAGCAGCUGAAAUCGGCGACCGGCGGUUUCUCGGCGGACAACAUUGUGUCAGAGCACGGCGAGAAAGCGCCCAACGUCGUCUACAAAGGAAGGCUCGACGACGGCCGGUUGAUCGCCGUCAAGAGGUUUAACCGCCAUGCCUGGCCCGAUCAUCGCCAGUUCUUGGAGGAGGCGAGGGCCGUCGGGAGCCUGAGGAGUGAGAGAUUGUCGAAUCUUAUCGGAUGUUGCUGCGAAGGCGAGGAGAGAUUGCUCGUUGCGGAGUUCAUGCCCCAAGAAACACUUGCAAAGCAUCUUUUCCACUGGGAGAACGAGCCGAUGAAAUGGGCGAUGAGAUUACGAGUUGCAUUGUACUUAGCGCAGGCAUUGGAAUACUGUAGCAGUAAAGGGAGAGCUCUGUAUCAUGAUCUCAAUGCUUACAGGGUUUUGUUUGACAAGGAUGGUAAUCCGAGGUUGUCUUGUUUUGGGCUCAUGAAGAACAGCAGAGAUGGAAAGAGUUACAGUACAAACUUGGCAUUUACUCCUCCAGAGUAUUUGCGAACUGGUAGAGUGACACCAGAGAGUGUUGUGUUCAGUUUUGGAACUGUUCUGCUUGAUCUCAUGAGCGGCAAACAUAUUCCACCGAGCCAUGCACUUGACCUGAUCCGUGGGAAGAAUUUUGCAAUGUUGAUGGAUUCUGCGCUAGAGGGUCACUUCUCAAACGAGGAUGGAACUGAACUAGUGCGGCUAGCCACCCGUUGUCUGCAGUACGAAGCUCGAGAGAGACCAAACGUGAAAUCACUCGUCACUUCGUUGACCUCACUUCAGAAGGAAGCCAAUGUACCAUCAUAUGUUCUGAUGGGUAUACCCCAUGAAACCAAGACUGAGGAGGAUGAGCAGCAGCCCCUUUCUCUGACACCCUUUGGCGACGCGUGCUUGAGAGCGGAUCUUACAGCCAUUCACGAGAUUCUUGAGAAGGUCGGGUACAAAGAUGACGAAGGGAUCGCCAAUGAGCUCUCGUUCCAAAUGUGGACUAACCAGAUGCAAGAAACCCUUAAUUCUAAGAAGCAAGGCGAUGCAGCUUUCCGUUCCAAAGAUUCUACAACCGCCAUCGAUUGCUAUACUCAGUUCAUCGAGGGAGGAACGAUGGUGUCGCCUACGGUAUACGCAAGGCGAUGCCUAUCGUAUCUGAUGAACGAAAACGCUCAGGAGGCACUGAACGAUGCGAUGCAAGCUCAAGUUGUGUCGCCAGACUGGGCAACUGCCUUGUACCUUCAAGCCGUUUGCUUGUUCAAGCUUGGCAUGGAGGCUGAUGCCCAGCAGGCUCUUAAAGACGCCACCCUUUUGGAAUCCAAGAAGACCAAGCUCUGAAUGAUGAUAUGCUUCAUUUGCUUGUAUAGGUUAUAUAUAUACACAUAUAUAUGCGUGUAUCUAUCUUAUCUAUCUAUCUAUGUGUAAGUUUCAUGGGUUUCUCUUUUUCUCCUCCUUUGUAUUUAUCAUUGUUCUUCCUCGUAUGUUGAUGGUUUUCUUGCAACAUCAGAGCAUCUGAUAGAUUCAUUUCGAAUUCAAGCUUUAA
Messenger RNA from Tarenaya hassleriana, 1998 nucleotides. RefSeq names its product probable serine/threonine-protein kinase At5g41260. Gene Ontology annotation, biological process: protein phosphorylation; brassinosteroid mediated signaling pathway. The transcript is spliced from 10 exons. NCBI's taxonomy places the organism in Eukaryota, Viridiplantae, Streptophyta, Magnoliopsida, Brassicales, Cleomaceae. Gene Ontology annotation, molecular function: protein kinase activity; protein binding; ATP binding. The coding region runs from base 306 to 1793 and encodes 495 amino acids. The record is from RefSeq and is a predicted model, not a curated record.